AUGACAAAUUGUGAAAAGGAUCGUAAAAGUUUAAGGCCUGUGGCUUUUGCUGGUAUAGUUUUUAGUACUGUAGCUUUAACAUCAUGUCUAAUUACAUUUCCUAUGAUUAUACAUUAUAUUCAAACAUUAGAAUCUAGUGUUGAAAUGGAUUUAGAAUAUUGUAAGAGUCGUGCAAGAGAUAUUUGGAAAGAGAUGCUUGAUAUACAAAUUGGCAAAAAUAGUGAAAAAACUGAAAAGAUUGCUAGGAUGAUUUUAACACAUCGUCGUUUGACCCGUGAUACACUUGGAGAUUAUUGGCAAAGACGUCUUCAUGAUUUUGAGGCACGUGAUGAUCCUGUACAACGUCCAUCAUCAUCAUCAUCAUCAUCAGGAUGUUGUUCAUGUCAAAGAGGACCACCAGGUCCACCAGGUGCACCAGGACGAGAUGGAAACAAUGGACCAGAUGGAGCUAUUGGAGAUUUAGGACCACCUGGUCCACCAGCUCCAAUGGUUGCAAAUGCAUUAGAUGCUUUCCCACCACAAUGUCCAUGUGAAGCUGCUCCUGGUUCUCAAGGUCCAAAAGGACCACCUGGACCAGAUGGCCCACCUGGAGAACCAGGACCAGAUGGAGAUGAUGGAAAAGCUGGUGAUUCAGGAGUUCGUGGUCCACCAGGAUUACCAGGUGCACCUGGUAUGCCAGGAAGAUCCGGUCCACCAGGAGAUCCAGGACAAUAUAAAACUGAAACAGGACCUCCAGGAAGACCAGGUAUAGCAGGUCGUCCAGGACAACCAGGACCUCCAGGUAAUCCAGGAAGUAUGGGAGAGCAAGGCCCACCAGGACAACCAGGAGCUGUAGGUCCACCUGGACCACCAGGACCACCGGGAUCACAUGGAGCACCUGGUGAACCAGGAACUACUGGACCUCCAGGUGUCGGUGGAAAUUGCGAUCAUUGUGCACAACCUAGAUUAGCACCAGGAUUUUAA
Strongyloides ratti is the source of this 963-nucleotide messenger RNA. RefSeq names its product Nematode cuticle collagen, N-terminal domain and Collagen triple helix repeat-containing protein. The transcript has 2 exons. NCBI's taxonomy places the organism in Eukaryota, Metazoa, Nematoda, Chromadorea, Rhabditida, Strongyloididae. Bases 1 to 963 code for a protein of 320 amino acids. The record is from RefSeq and is a predicted model, not a curated record. Gene Ontology annotation, molecular function: structural constituent of cuticle.